Molecule: messenger RNA, 3494 nt
Organism: Leptonychotes weddellii (Weddell seal)
Lineage: Eukaryota; Metazoa; Chordata; Mammalia; Carnivora; Phocidae
Source: RefSeq, a predicted model, not a curated record
AGGAUUUUGAAUGAAAGAUGAAUGACUUUGGAAUCAAGAACACGGACCAGGUCGCCCCUGUAUCUAACAGUUACAGAGGGACACUGAAGCGCCAGCCAGCUUUUGACACCUUUGAUGGGUCCCUGUUUGCUGUUUUUCCCUCUCUCAAUGAAGAGCAAACACUCCAAGAAGUGCCAACAGGCUUGGAUUCCAUUUCUCAUGACUCUGCCAACUGUGAAUUGCCUUUGUUAACUCCGUGCAGCAAGGCUGUCAUGAGUCAAGCCUUAAAAGCUACCUUCAGUGGCUUUAAGAAGGAGCAGCGCCGCCUUGGCAUCCCAAAGAACCCCUGGCUGUGGACCGAGCAACAGGUCUGCCAAUGGCUCCUGUGGGCCACCAAUGAGUUCAGCCUGGUGAACGUCAAUUUCCAGAGGUUCGGCAUGAACGGCCAGGUGCUGUGCAACCUGGGCAAGGAGCGCUUUCUGGAGCUGGCUCCGGAUUUCGUGGGCGACAUUCUCUGGGAGCAUCUGGAGCAGAUGAUCAAAGAAAACCAAGAAAAGACAGAAGAUCAGUAUGAAGAAAAUUCACACCUCAACUCAAUCCCUCAUUGGAUUAAUAGCAAUUCACUAGGCUUUGGUGUGGAGCAGGCAGCGUACGGCGUGCAGACCCAGAAUUACCCCAAAGGCAGCCUCCUGGACUUGCGUCCAUCCUCCUCGGCGCCCAGCGUGCUCGGUUCUGAGCAGGAGUUUCAGAUGCUGCCCAAGUCUCGACUCAACACCGUCAGCGUCAACUACUGUCCCAUCAGUCAGGACUUCCCGAGCGGGAGCUUGAACCUGCUCGCCGGCGGUUCUGGGAAGCCCCGGGACCGCGACUCCCCCGAGAACGGCACGGACAGCUUCGAGAGCUCGGACUCCCUGCUGCAGUCCUGGAACAGCCAGUCGUCGCUGCUGGAUGUGCAGCGGGUGCCGUCCUUCGAGAGCUUCGAGGAUGACUGUAGCCAGUCCCUGUGCCUCAGUAAGCCGACCAUGUCCUUCAAGGACUACAUCCAGGAGAGGAGCGACCCGGUGGAGCAGGGCAAACCGGUUAUACCCGCAGCAGUGCUGGCCGGCUUCACGGGAAGCGGCCCUAUUCAGCUGUGGCAGUUUCUCCUGGAAUUGCUCUCGGACAAAUCCUGCCAGCCCUUCAUCAGCUGGACCGGGGACGGCUGGGAGUUCAAGCUCGCGGACCCCGACGAGGUGGCCCGCCGGUGGGGAAAGAGGAAAAACAAGCCCAAGAUGAACUACGAGAAGCUGAGCAGGGGCUUGCGCUAUUACUACGACAAGAACAUCAUCCACAAGACGUCGGGGAAGCGCUACGUGUACCGCUUUGUGUGUGACCUGCAGAACUUGCUGGGGUUCACCCCCGAGGAACUGCACGCCAUCCUGGGCGUCCAGCCGGACACGGAGGACUGAGGCCCGCGGGGCCCCGAGCUGAGCCGGCCCGGCCCGCGUGGGACUUCGAGUGCGGCCAUGCGACCGACUGCUCCAGGGACCCUGAAAGGCGGGAUCGAACGCGUCCAGGGGAGUCCCCAAGAAGCAGUGGCCUUAUUUCACCGGAAACCGCGGCUUUUCACCCAAAGCAGCGUGGUUUCUCACUUCUAAAGCCUGCUGACAGGAACACGCUAUUUAUGAUGCUAUUACAUUAGAAUGGCCGAGAAAGAAGCACUGGGAAGCCGUCCUGGCUCCGAGCAGGCCGCGGGCCAGGAACGUUCAGGCCGUUGGAUAUUCUCCAAGGAGCGAGCAUGUCUCGGGCACACAUGUUUUUUUGGGUUUUUUUUUUUUCCAUUUUCUUUUGCCAUUGGCCGUCAGGAAUCACGAAGGCAGAAGCAGUCUCUGGUUCAACGAGGCGGAGGGUGCAGAGAUAGUCGUGCCGUUUCAGAAGUUAGUUUGUAUAUAUGACUGUAAUCUUAAUAAUUGUUGUCAAAAUCCUCUCAGAGUCCUAUUUAACGAGAACUGUAUAUUGUAAUUUAAAAUAAUUCUGUAAGUGUAUUUGAAAUAAGAACGCAGACGUCCGGUGUUCACUGCGGUUUCCGAGAGCACAUGCAGCGUCCCGCGAGCACGGCGUGUGCCACGGUGGACGAAGAAGUUGUAAAGUGUGUAUUAUUUACAUUUAAUAUGCCUACAGGUAGAUGUCGAAGAGGGUCAGUCCCUGUUUCUGUUUUGUUUUGCCUGGAUGAUUACCUGGCAAGGACUUUGUACAUUUGGGAAUUUUUAUGAAACACUUAAUGUUAUUAUCUGGAGGCCCAUCUAGCCUCUGCUUUUCUCCUUAAUCGUAAUGUAAAAGCUAUAAAGCAGUAUUUUUCUUGACAAAUGGCAUAUGUUUUCCAUUUCUGUGCAUGCCUUUAAAUCCGUUUAUACAUACAAGACUGAUUUUAUUUUUUAGUUCGACUGUGUUUCCCCAACAACUAACCUCCCCAACCAGCCAUUUCCUUCCCAUGCUCCACCUCCGUGCCCCAAAUUAUUCUGUAUGAUUAAAAUAAGAAUGCUAUUUUUGGAAAUAUGUGGCUCUUUUUCAGAGAGCAGGAGGGAUUUACGUAGCAGCUACUUUUACUGCAGAAGUAAUUCACUGGAAAAAAAAUGUAAUUUGUAAGAAAGCUUUAUUUUUAUCUGCGCUCUGUGUGAAGUUAAACAGGUCGUACUGAGCUGAAGCCCGGGGCAGGUGGGGGAGAGGAGGGGGAAUCCUCAUGAAGCCUCUUGGUCGUGAACAAAACACGACUUUUCCCUCACCUGUGGAGUCGUGGGCUAUCUGGACACGAUGCUGCUCCUUUCUGCUCAGUGCCCAAGCUCUGUGUCCUUGUUUUCGUGCCCAGAGGCAAAGAGAGGACAAGCGAGAUGGGAGAAUCCACCGGAGGAUUCGAGAUGAAAAAAACAUGUUGCUCACCAUGGAGACUUUCAUGGUUGUUUCCAAGGAGCACCUGGGUGGGCAUGUAUUUGGGGAGCUUGGAAACAAUCAAGCCAAUGUGGUUUCAGGGCCACAUGAGCCUCCCUCGCAAUGUGGGGGACACUCGGAACCGUGGCUGACAUCCCCAGAAAAGAGUCCGUCUGUCUAAUGAGGCUGUGGGACUGGGUGGCAAGGCCAGCUGGGCAGAGCAGCGCCAGAGCUGGGGGACUCAGUCCCAGUACCUACACGAGACCAUUUCCAGUGUCUAAGCACAGGAUGUUUUUCUCAAGCAGGACAUGUUUAUCACUCAGAAAUCUGUUUAUAACAUCCACAGACAUGUGACUGGGAACAUCUUGCUGCCAAAGGGAAUCUUAGCCAUCGGCUCAUUUUAUAUGGGGUUGAACCACAUGAAAUUGCCAAUAUUUGACUUUUUUUAUCUACAGAGUUGGGCGGUUUCAUGUGAUUCAACCUAAUAGUUAUAGGAACUAAAGCCCAUGAUAAACCUUUGGUGUGGUAAUGAACAGACUUAAGGAUAGAGAUUUUGUAAUCUGGCCUUUUCUUUCUCAAAUAAUAAAGUAUUUUGUUUAUAUAAAUGCCUC